AUGGCUUCCCUCUGAAAAUUCCUCCUCCUGGCUCCUGAAAGUGCAGGGAUGAAUUGCGCUUCAAGCUCUGCCUUGUGCUCCAAGCCCCUUAAGGAAGAGAAGGAUUCUGCAAGGGACCUCCCACCAGACCCAAUUAACGGGAGCCACAAACCAUGAACUGGGGUGUCUUCGAAGGGCUCCUGAGUGGGGUGAACAAGUACUCCACGGCCUUCGGGCGCAUCUGGCUCUCCCUGGUCUUCAUCUUCCGGGUGCUGGUCUACGUGGUGGCAGCUGAGCGAGUGUGGAGCGAUGACCACAAGGACUUCGACUGCAACACACGCCAGCCUGGCUGCUCCAAUGUUUGCUUUGACCACUUCUUCCCCGUCUCCCACAUCCGCCUCUGGGCCCUGCAGCUCAUCCUGGUCACCUGCCCCUCCCUACUGGUGGUCAUGCAUGUGGCCUACCGAGAAGCCAGGGAGCAGAAGCACCAGGAGGUAGCGGGCGAGAACUGCCGCCGGCUCUACCCCAACCCCGGCAAGAAGCGGGGAGGACUGUGGUGGACCUACCUGCUCAGCCUCAUCUUUAAGGCUGCCGUGGACGUGGUUUUCCUCUACAUCUUCCACCGGUUCUACAAGAACUACACCCUCCCCAGCGUGGUGAAGUGCGAGAUCCCCCCGUGCCCCAACAUCGUGGACUGCUUCAUCUCCCGGCCCACGGAGAAGAACAUCUUCACCCUCUUCAUGGUGGUCACGGCCUGCUUCUGCAUCCUGCUGAGCGUGGUGGAGGCCUGCUACCUGGUGGGGAAACGGUGCCGAGAGUCCCUGUUAUCCAGAAGUGAGAGCAGCCGGAGGGAAACUAGGCAGUUCAGGAGUGUCGUUCAUAACAAGGACUGUUCCCUCUCCUACGGCGAGCAGGACAGCCUUGAGCCGGGAGAGCAGGUUUUCCACGCGGCGGAUUGCAAGCUAGUCAGAGCUGCAAACAUAGCCAGCUCCCAGAUAGGAGAAGAUGUUAUCUCCUAAGCGGAGGGAAAGACCCAGGGAGGCUGUCUCCGUGCAGAACGGCCCUCGUUCGAGACAGCCUUCCUUGCUGGCUGUGCCUUUAGACAUCACGAGCCAAGAUCAUGCUCUGCUCCCAUCACAUGCCCGGGUGUUAACGAGAUUGGGUGCUCCCCCUGCAUUGCAUUGGUCUGGUGGAAAUAAGUGGACUCAGGCACUUUAGAGAAGAAUGGCCUCUCUAGUCAAAGGGAAGCUCUAUAGGAACCACAGGCUGGAGAGAAGCAGGGGGAAGGAGAAUGUUCAGAGGAUGUUGUGAAGGCCAAGACUAUAACAGGGUUCAAAAAAGAACUAGAUGAUAGGGCCAUCAAUGGCUAUU
Molecule: messenger RNA, 1350 nt
Organism: Trachemys scripta elegans
Lineage: Eukaryota; Metazoa; Chordata; Testudines; Emydidae
Product: gap junction beta-5 protein-like
Exons: 2
Coding region: 153-998 (281 amino acids)
Biological process (GO): cell communication
Cellular component (GO): connexin complex
Source: RefSeq, a predicted model, not a curated record